AUGGCCACUGUUCAGAUGGCCAAAGACUGGAAUGCUACUUACCCACAAGUGGGGGACACCGGUGCCGAUGCUCCGGCCGGUUAUAUAACCUUGUGGGCGGAUUUUUUCACCCACGGCAACCUUAGGUUGCCGGUGACGGUGUUUGUGGCGGAGGUAUUGGAGUAUUAUCACCUCCAUAUCUCCCAGCUUAGUCCUUUCGGAAUGCAUGGGAGUCUGAAGUUGAUGACACCCCCUAAGGGUGUGACAGGCUGGAAGAAGAGGUUCUUCUACGUGAAAGCCUGUGCGGUCUAUGCUAACAUGUCUUUUAGGAAUGUCGAUGUUGGAGUUUCCGAUGAAGAUAUUCCUGUUGCUUCCGCGAAGACCGCGGACUGGUUCUCUAGGCUGCGGCCUAUUGAACUCAAGAAGUUGGAUAAUGACCAACUGUGGAUAUUGCGGAUGAUGCUCUCUAGACCGGAUAGGAAGGAAAGGCCCGUGUUGCGGGAACAGGGUGGUGCGGAUGCGGUUGGCUUGUGGAGGAUGUUUGAGCCUGAUUUCAAGGGCCAGGUUGAACUGAUCGCGGUUGAGCUGAAGAAAGGUUUCAACCUUGAAAUUCUGAAUAACUUCCGCGUACCAUCAAAAGCGGUGCUGGAAGUCCCGGUUCCGGGAGACGCAAGAGGUGUCCUUGCGGAUUUGGGGAAGUUUGAGAAACGCGUCCCCAAAAAGACCGUGGAGAAGAAAACGGUAAAAAAGACCGUGCGGGGUCGUGGCAAGGGGAGUGUUGAAGGCUCAGCUGCCCCUUCUUCCGUUUUCAAAGCCGCAGAAUCCCGAGAUGCGGGGUAUUCUUUUUUCGACAUUCCUGCGUCUCCUCCGCACACCGCUGCCGCGGGUGCGGGUGUAACGAAAGAGACGGUCGCGCCCAAGGAGCCUGUGGCCCCUUUUGUUGGGCCAGUUCGUGAUCCCCCUUUGGAGAAGACGGUGGAGACGACUGUUGACCGGAUUUUUGAUACUGUGGACUCCUCUGACAAUCUAAUCUCUCCUGAUGAGGGUGAUGGAUUGAACUUAAGGUUUUCAGAUGCCGGUAAGCAGAAGUCUGAUGCUGAGGGGGAUGAUAUCUCAAAUGACCCUGCGGCCUGCAAGGAGAUUCUGGGUGGUCUGGGCACCCCUUUUGAAGUUGAGCGUGCCCGUGCCGCACCCCGAGAGCUGCGUGUAAACCAGCUCUCGUCAAUGCUGGCCCGGGAGGUCGCAGUUACGGACCUUACUACCCGCGUGUCCGCUGCGGAGAAGCGGGCUGACGCUGUUGCUGAGGCCAAGAAUGCCUUGGUGUCCUCUUUUAACCAACUGGAAGCUGACCGUGAGUGGUUGCGGACUCACGGCAUCGCGCGUAUUGUCGAGGCUAUAAUGAAUGCCCCUGAGACCUCAUCUGGAUUGGACCUGGUCAAGGAACGUGCGCGCGAGGCUGGCUUCAAGGCUGGUUUUAACCGCUGCAUUGGGCAUAUCAAUGUAUUAUCCGCAGGCGGUUAUACUGAUCAGGCAUCCGGGUUCCGUGAUGUGGAUACCGAGGGUCGUCUGAAAGCGGCCGUAGCCUCCUUUUAUGACACGCCCCUUGCCUGUGUAGGGGAGCUGGACGAGUGUUUGGAGGUUGCGGACUAUGUUGACCGCUUGCGGAUGCUUUACCCUGAUGUGGAAGAGGAAGAACCCGCUGGUGGUGCCGGAGGAGACGCGGGGACCAGCGGUACAAAAUAGGGUUUAGGUUGGCGAAUGUGCCUCCUUUUUUGUAUUCCUCUUGUAUAGAAUAGGAACUUUAUGUAAAUUCCGUAAGCAUCAUGUGGAUACUUGAAUUUUUUGAAUAUAAAGUUUCUUUGUUCAG
Molecule: messenger RNA, 1846 nt
Organism: Helianthus annuus (common sunflower)
Lineage: Eukaryota; Viridiplantae; Streptophyta; Magnoliopsida; Asterales; Asteraceae
Exons: 8
Coding region: 1-1722 (573 amino acids)
Source: RefSeq, a predicted model, not a curated record